AUGGGAAUAAAAGUCAAGUUCAAUAACAAAUUCCUUAACGAUCUCGUUCAUGAUUGUAAUUCUGGAAUUGUACUUGAAGCCAACCGUACCAAAUAUGUGAACAUAUCACCGUUUCAAUUACAAAAUUUAACUGGAUUCAUUCGAGAAUAUUUGGAUUCACUGGUUGCAACUUAUGAUCCUGAAUUAUCGGGAAUCAUUCUGAGUCAUCAAAAGAUAAAGGUAAAUCCUGAGUUCAAUGUAGAAGGAGAUGGCACCAACAAGCUGCUCUACAUUGCCGAUAUCUACGUUUUCAGGCCUAAAAUUGGCAGCGUCCUUACUGGUGUAGUGAACCAGAAAAGUAAGGAUCACGUUGGCUGUCUGGUGCACCGGGUGUUCAACGUGACCAUUCCAAAACCGGACGGCGAUGAGGAAGAAGAAGAAGUGUGGAAUCGUACGUCGGUCGGACAAGAUGUCCGCUUCAGGGUGGUCGCUUUCGAUAUGACCUUGAAAAUACCAUCCAUUCAUGGACAAAUAUUAGACUCAUCAACUCGACAAUCAAGCAAUGCCUUGGAUGUGGAUCAUUGCUUGCAGGAGGCGUUGGGUAGUCAGAGUGAAUCGGUGACAAGUGAUGAAAGUGACAGUAAAAAUGACAAUCUAUCAAAUUCGAGUGGGGUUAAAUCACAAAAACCAAAUGUUGUGCAGGGAAUAGGUUCUGAAAAUAUAGAUAAUAAUAGGUUGAAUGAAAGUAGUUUAUGCAAAGCUAGUCUGAAUACUGAUAGAACGUCUCCAUCAUCCAGAAAAUGUGUUGAAGAUUCAAAAAAUAAGAGGAAUCACUCACUUUCAUUGUCACUCAGGGAAGCUAAGGUUGUAAAUACUGAAAUUGAUAGUGAUAAUUUUAUUCCUCCUUCACCCGUGAAACCGUUGAAAAGGUCAAUAAACGUUGAAAAGGUCUCGAAAGAUGUUGAUAGCGAGAAGAAUAAAGAAGGAACUAAUUUCUCCAACGAUGAAUUUGAGAAAACUGAGGAAGAGAAAAGUGCUUUCAAUGUUUCAACAUCCAAGAUAACUUUUAGAACCAGAAAAAACAAUCUAUGGAACAAUGAUGAGACGUUCGGCAAUGUUUCAAGUUUUUUAAAGAACUUGGAUUCUCCCCAGUCUUGUCUUCGACGGUCGGAGUCUCCCUCCAGCUCGAACAAUUCUCCCGCGACUAGUGACAAACACAACAGAUCGGUACGAUUUAGUUCUCAUGACAGUGUUCUAAGAUUCGAUGCAAAUACUAAAGGUUUAAGUAAUCACACCUCUGUAAGAAACAGCAUCACUCAAGAAGAAUCAAAAUCUCGAAAUUCGUCUGGGUCUCCUAAAAAAAUGGAAGUUCCUGAGAAAAAACUGUCAGAAACCAUCAAAUCACCUCCAAGAUCAGCUAGUCCAAAAAGGUUUUGA
Messenger RNA from Nilaparvata lugens (brown planthopper), 1416 nucleotides. RefSeq names its product DNA-directed RNA polymerase I subunit RPA43-like (gene Polr1F). The transcript has 4 exons. Bases 1 to 1416 code for a protein of 471 amino acids. Gene Ontology annotation, cellular component: RNA polymerase I complex. NCBI's taxonomy places the organism in Eukaryota, Metazoa, Arthropoda, Insecta, Hemiptera, Delphacidae. Gene Ontology annotation, biological process: DNA-templated transcription initiation. The record is from RefSeq and is a predicted model, not a curated record.